CACUCUUUCAGACUUAAGGCUCAUUGGCUGAACAAAGAGGACUGGCUCCCUGGCGACGGGACUCAAGAAGGUCAGCCCUACAGACGGUGCUGGGCUUUCUUGCUGUGGAGUCGCGUCCCCAGAUGUUGCAUAGGGUCCCUUAGGUCAGGAGUGGAAAUUGGCGCCUGUGGGGUUAGCCUUAGGCGGAGGUAGGGGCCGGAUGGGCGAGGUCCGCCUUCCUCGCUCCCGCGCGCCCAGCUUCCGAGGGCUGAACCCGCGUUAGGCGGACGGUGUCGCGAGCCUGACGUCAUCGCGAGGCGCCGCGCGCGGCCGCAGGUAGCCUUGACCUUUCCGCGUGGGAGUCCGCGCCGCAAUGUUGCUGCUUAUCCGCGCCGUGGCGCGGACCUGUCUCCGGCCCACGGGCUGCCGGGGCCUGAACGCGCUGGGGGAAGAGGCACUGCGGCCGGAGAAGCCGCAGCCUGCGGCGAGCCCAGGUCCCCAGGUGCCGGUGCUGCGCAAGUGCGAACUCCCGGUACCCGCACACCGGCGUCCAGUGCAGGCUUGGGUGGAGUCCCUGCGGGGCUACGAGCAGGAGCGCGAGGGCUUGGCGGAGCUGCACCCGGACGUAUUCUCCGCGGCGCCCAGGCUGGAUACUGUGCACCAGGUUGCCAUCUGGCAGAAAAACUUCAAGAGAAUUAGCUAUGCUAAGACCAAGACUAGGGCUGAAGUGCGGGGUGGUGGCCGGAAGCCCUGGCAGCAAAAAGGCAGUGGGCGUGCGAGGCAUGGCAGCAUCCGCUCCCCAAUCUGGCGAGGAGGAGGCAUUGCCCACGGCCCCCGGGGCCCCACGAGCUACUACUACAUGCUGCCCAUGAAGGUGCGAGUGCAGGGCCUCAAGGUGAUGCUGACCAUUAAACUCUUCCAGAACGACCUGCACAUCGUGGACUCCCUGGAGCUGCCAACUGCAGAUCCCCAGUACCUGACAGAACUGGCCCACUACCGCCGCUGGGGGGACUCUGUGCUCCUCGUUGACUUAACAUAUGAGGACAUGCCACAGAAUGUUGUUUCAGCCACCUCUGGGCUCAAGACUUUCAACUUGGUACCAGCUAUCGGUCUGAACGUGCACAGCAUGCUCAAGCACCAGACCCUGGUCCUGACCCUGCGCACAGUCGCCUUCUUGGAGGAGAAGCUGCUCUGGCAAGACUCACGCUACACGCCACUGUACCCUUUCCGCCUACCCUACUGUGACUUCCCCUGAGCCCGGCCCUGGGCUCCUCUGGACACGUUGGCUGCCCUUCUUCCUCCACUGCGCUCUAUGCCAAGCACCUGCUCUGAGCCAGGUCAAACCCCUGGCAGUCUUGGGAGCCUCAAGCCCACCCUUUGAGAGUGGCACUGCCUGGACCCCCUCAUCCCAGACAGGACACACAGAGUAGGUGAGCAGGUGUCACUCCCGGAAAGAGACAGUUGAGCAGAGAUUCUUACCUCAUUCUUGCCCCAGUUCUCCCUUGUUUUUAAGAUAUAUUUUUUUUUUUUAAUCAAAAGAAUCAGGAGAAACAGAACAACUCCUGGCCAUUUUGUGAAUUAUUCUAUUUGGUGACUUGGACUCAUUCCCUGUGCUGGGCACUUCUGGGUACCUCUCUACUCAAGGGGUGGCUACAGUGCUGUUUACAGAAUGAUCUUGAGCCAAUUUCCCUGGUUGACUCAGCCACAGGGCAUGCAGAGGAGUGGGCACAAGUGAUCCCUAAGGACCCCUUCCUGGCGCCUGUCUGUUCCCAGGCACUCUUGUCCUUCCUAUACAGGGUGUGUGUUCCUGCUUGUUAAGCUCCUUCAGGAGCGAUGUGCAGACCUGAAAUUGCAUCAUAAUUCCCUGUAAGCACAGUCAGAAAAGCAAAUGUGUUGGUAAAUGAGCAAACAUUUUUUAAAAACCACACCAGUAUUUUAAUUCUUGAGUUGACUGUUGUAUUUCCCCAAGUUAAUUUUCACUAGUCUUAGCACAGAGUAAGGUAAUGUGGUCAGUUUAUUUAAAGUGGCCAAGAUUGCUCGGGGAGUUUGUGGGCCCCACCAGGCCAGGCCUGGUGAUUACCCGUUGACUGGGCUGCCCCUUAAUUAAAGCAUCCUUGGAAUGCCUCUUGGGAGUGUCCUCCAAGCUCAAAACAUUCUCUGAAAUCUUCAGUGGACAUAAACUUUGAUUUAAUGAAGUAAGAAACAGCCAUUUGGAGACGGUAGUAAAGGGUACAGAGACUGAGCAGGAAAUGCGAUUUGGGCUGAUGCCAAGCCUUGACUUACUUCUCUUUGUGCCUCUCGCCAGCCUGUGGGGAUAUGGAUGCCCAGGGUAAGACCUAGUCCUGAGAAUGCCCACCUGGUCUAGAGAUUCAUAACUACAAGUAAUGGGGCCCAGCUGGCUACGUCACAGCUGUCAGCAAAUGGGUGAAACCAAUUCCUGCCCAUAUGGGUCUUUAAAAGAAAUCGGUCAGAACCUGUUCCCUUACACUGGCAUCUCUCAGCCAGACAAGAAUGGCAAUGACAUCAGAAAAAUCAUACAGCAUACAUGUAAUGAUAAAAUGCAUUUGAUUCAAUAAGAGAAACAAAAAACCACUAAUAAGCAAGUAAAAAAGAUUUGAUGUCUAGAAUGUGCUUUCAGAUAAGUUGGGGGAGAAUGGGUAAUGUGUGCAUUCACUAGAGCUGCCUUAACAAAGUACUUCACACAGGUGACUUAAACAAAAGAAAUGUAUUGUUUUACAGUUCUAGAAGCCAGCAUUCCAAGAUCAAGGUGCGGUCUGUUCCAGGCCUUCCCUUAGCUUCUUGUGGUUUCCUGGCUAUCAUUGACAUUCCUCGACUUGUAGAAGCAGCUCCCUCACCUCUGCCUUCAUCUUGCCCCAAUGUGUGUGGCUGUAUCCAAAUUUCCCCUUUUUGUAAGAGCACUCAUGUUAGAUUAGGCCCACUGUAAUGACCUCAUUUUAAUGGGUCACCUGCAAAGACCCUAUUUCCAAACAAAAUCACAUUUGCAGGUACUGGGAGUCAAGAUUUUUUCUUCCUCUUCCCUCUCCCUUCCCCUCCCUCCCCCACCCCUCUCUCUUUUUGUUCCUGCCUUCUUUUUCUUUACCUAAAGGAGCAAAAAGGGAAGUAAUGAGAUGGAACAAGAUAGGCCAUGUGAAGUGUAGAAGCUGGGUUAACCCAGAGGGAACAGGCAGGACGCCCAGUAUCAGGCUGACAAAUGGCUUAAGAAAGCUAAAAUGGGGCCUCCCCUGGUGGUGCAGGUGGUUGAAUGCAGCUCUGUGAAGCUGUCUGCAGCCUUUGCAGCACGGGUUCGAUUUCAGCCUGACUGGCGAGAUAACCAUAUGGUGCGGCAGACCUCUCCUGUCUUGCCCACUGCUCCCCUCAGCAGUGUACUUCAACCAGUCUGCCUGUUCUGUUCCCCGCUCUGUCUCUAGUGAAUCCUCUCACUCUCCGGCACAUCUGGCCUGUACCCGGUUCUUGUAGGAAUGAAUAAAGAGAUCUUUUUUAAAAAAAGAAAAAGCUAAAAUGGGGGCUCCCUGGUGGUGCAGGGGUUAAAAGACAGCUCUAUCAACCUAUCACCAACCACUGCAGCAAGAGUUGGAUCCCCAGAGACCAGGGAGCUAACCCACAUGGCGCAGCAGACUCUCCCCCACUGCUCCCCUCAGCAGUGUAUUUCAGUAUAUUUGCCUGUUCUGCUCCUCACUCUGGUGAAUCCUCUCACCGCCUCGCACCUCUGGCUUACACCCCAGUUUUUGUAUGCAUAAAUCUUUUAAAAAAAAAAAAAAAAGCUAAAAUGAGCCAAAGGGGCUGGGAUCUGACUCCAAGGAUGGAAUGAGAAGCAGAUGGCCCUGAUGGUGAAAAGCAGGCAGUGAUGUUUGCUUAUUGGUGGUGAGCAUGGAUGGCCACUGGGAGGUGCAAGGGAAGAGCCACAGUCCACAUGAAGGUGCACCCACCUUGGUAAAGGGAUCUCCAAAAAAUAGCUUCAGAGGACCACCCCCACCCAAAACAGAAAAACCACAUACCAAAUCUACAAAGAGUGCAACUUUCAUGCUCUGCUGGGUCAUACAAAGGGCAAAGCCACCAGCCAAGGAGGAACUGCCCUCUCCCGUGUCCUCUUCUGGCUAUACCUGGGCAGGAGGGGUCCAAAGACUAGUGAAAGGGGACCAACUGGAGAGGAAGAAGGUCCAUGGCAGAAGGUCUAGGCCCUUCUUCUCCACUGAGGUCUGCAGCCUGGAGAACCCUAGCUCCAUACAAUGCCAAGUCAAACUCAGAGAUUUGAACAUGGACCCGAGUCCUGGGAAAAAUUCUCAGCCAGGAGUCAGGCAAGAUUCCACCACAGAAUCUUGGAGAAGAAAAGUUGUAUAUGUUUUGUUUUUUUUUUUUUUUAA
Molecule: messenger RNA, 4361 nt
Organism: Talpa occidentalis (Iberian mole)
Lineage: Eukaryota; Metazoa; Chordata; Mammalia; Eulipotyphla; Talpidae
Gene: MRPL4
Product: mitochondrial ribosomal protein L4
Exons: 9
Coding region: 353-1234 (293 amino acids)
Biological process (GO): translation
Cellular component (GO): ribosome
Molecular function (GO): structural constituent of ribosome
Source: RefSeq, a predicted model, not a curated record